This is a messenger RNA of Suillus discolor, 1304 nucleotides long. RefSeq lists its product as uncharacterized. The transcript has 7 exons. Lineage: Eukaryota; Fungi; Basidiomycota; Agaricomycetes; Boletales; Suillaceae. The record is from RefSeq and is a predicted model, not a curated record. Bases 78 to 1154 code for a protein of 358 amino acids.
CUUAUCCAUGUAACCCAACGUUGCAUUUCCCCAGUUGUUCCCUGCUAAUUACUGUUCUCUUGGUUCAAGUUAUUGUCAUGGGCAGUCGGCCAGUUGAUCUCGGACUCCCUGUAUUCUCCGGCCAGUUGGCACUGACCAAAUCUGGUGUCACGUUAUCCGACACUCCGCAAACAAAUUUAUGGCUCGAACGAUCUCGUCUCGAUGGAAUGAUGUUAGGCGGAGUGUCCUACGGCAUAUUCGCUCUCCUUACAGUACAAGCCGCGGCUGCUCUGAUGCAACGUCCUCGAUAUGGUGGAAAAAUCGCAAAUAAUCGCAUCGUACUUCUUUUUUACAUUUUCAUCACGUUCGUGCUGGGGACGAUAAGCUAUGCUGCGGACGCGAGAUAUACAGAAAUGAUUUGGAUAGACCUUCGCGAUACACCUGGUGGUCCGGUCGAGCUAAUCGAGAACGCACUGAAGUAUCGCAUAAACAUUGUAGCACUUGCCGCUUAUUUUAUCAUGGGCUGGUGUAUGCAAGCUUUGCUUCUUCAUCGAUGUUUUAUAAUUUGGUGUCGGGAAAGAUCGGUGAUGGUCCCAAUGAUCACCUUCUUCAUUGCCAUGAUUGCAGUGUCUGUUCUCAUCCUGAUCCAGGCGAGCACCGGGACCAAAUUUUUCAAGAUGAACACCAUGCUUCUCUACUUCUGCAUGGAAGUAGGGUUCACUCUAAUUUAUACGAUUCUUGUGACGAAUCGUUUACUCACCAUGCGAAGCCGGAUGAAGCAGGCCGUGGCCCAAUAUAAUUCUAGCACCUAUGAUACCGUCGUGCUCAUGCUCAUCGAGUCCGCCAUGCUAUACUCUGUUUUCUGCGUGAUUCUUAUAGUUUCCAUUGCGUCGAAUUCUGACGGCGUCUCCAAUCUAUUCAACUUUUCCAUUACCAGUGUUCAGGGCAUUUCUCAACUGCUCAUCAUCAUCCGUGUAGCACGGGGACGGGCAAUCACACGCGAGUGGUCGACCCGCGUUACUGCAACAUCUGCAGCGCCUACGUCUAUAGUAUUUUUAUCAGAUAUAACAGAUGGAGUCAACAUGGAGCGAAUGGACACUCCAGAGCAGGAUGGCGUACCAUUGUACUCUGUUCAAUCGGCGAAGGCAGCCAAAGCUGAAGCGUGUAUAGCAUGACCUUGACCUGGUGUAAAGCUAGUUUAUUUAUGUAUUGUACUUCAACUUCAUUUAUAUUUGCUACUAGAGCUUAUAACCUAUCGAAAGUCUUUGCUAUUACGAUAGGGAUCACCCGUCAUUAUGCACAAUUUCAUGGACAAUUGACUCCUC